CGUCUGGUUACCUGUCCAGAAGAGGAUCGCUGUGAUGAGGACCAUCUGCCCAGCAACAUCCAGGCCUGUAACAGCCAACCCUGUACCCAAUGGGUCACUGGCUCCUGGGGACAGUGCUCUGCAUCCUGUGGUGGCGGCGUGCAGCGGAGGCUGGUGAAAUGUGUGACCACCAAGACGGAGCCUGGGAGAGGAGGAGCGAUGCCCAGUGUGACUCUGAGCCCUGGCCAGAAAACAGCCAGAAGUGUAACCUGAAUGAGUGUGACAGCGGUCCCGCUGGUGAGUAAACCACCAAC
Messenger RNA from Salvelinus sp. IW2-2015, 293 nucleotides. Lineage: Eukaryota; Metazoa; Chordata; Actinopteri; Salmoniformes; Salmonidae. The record is from RefSeq and is a predicted model, not a curated record.